Molecule: messenger RNA, 2749 nt
Organism: Neocloeon triangulifer
Lineage: Eukaryota; Metazoa; Arthropoda; Insecta; Ephemeroptera; Baetidae
Product: LMBR1 domain-containing protein 2 homolog
Exons: 11
Coding region: 138-2186 (682 amino acids)
Cellular component (GO): membrane
Source: RefSeq, a predicted model, not a curated record
AGACCGUCACUCUGGAGAAACUGGAAAAGAUGCAACGCGAAGCUGAAUUGCGAGCCAGAGACGAGCAGACGAAAACCGAGUCCAAUUAAAAAUUAAAUCUUUUUUUUUCAUUUACAAUCUGUUGAAAAAAAAUAAUAAUGUCUCUUGGACCACUCAUUGGAGAGGUGGUCAUCACCUUCGUCCUUGCAGCCUGCUUGCUCUACAGAUAUGGCAACUGGUUCAAGCACCACAUAAUUGUCACCGUGUCCGUUCUCGUCGCCUGGUAUUUUUCGUUUUUGAUUAUUUUUGUGCUGCCGUUGGACGUCUCAUCUACUGUGUACCGACAAUGUAUGCAAACUUUGAACGCCUCGACUGAGCCGCCAGAGACCAAGAAUGGCUCCUCCUCGGACUCUCCCUCUUGUCACGUCCCUUGGAGUUACGUACCUGACGAGGUUUUCCCCGACCUGUGGAGGGUCGUUUACUGGACCUCUCAGUUUCUCACCUGGUUGAUUCUUCCUCUGAUGCAAUCGUAUACGAAAGCAGGUGACUUUACCGUGAAAGGAAAACUGCGAUCGGCUCUCAUUGACAAUGCCAUCUACUACAGCACCUACCUUUUUAUUUGCUGCGUGCUUUUUGUCUAUCUAGUCCUGAAGCCAGGACUUGAUGUUGACGGGAGCAAACUGAAGGUGAUUGCCUCGAGCGCCAGUAACACCUGGGGUCUUUUCCUCUUGGUGCUUUUGCUGGGGCAUGCAUUGGUGGAGGUGCCACGCUCUCUUUGGCGCGCAAGCUCUUAUGGACACUCUCUCAGCAAAGCUUAUUUUAGAACAGCAAAAUUGAGCUCCGAACGGAGCGAAUCUGAGGAGGCUGUUGAUGAUGUUCUAGAGCAUUUACAAGCAGUGACUCUCUCGGUUGGUCCGGGCCACUACCUACACAGACACUUGGAGACAAUCAUGCAGAAAAUUCCGGCAGAAAUCCGAGAUAGAAUGGGUCGACGACCCCCAGCCGACGGCUCUGUGCCAGACGAGCCAACAGAAAAGUCGCUUGUCAGACUCCACAAACAAGUGAAGAAAGCUCUUCAAAUGCAGCACAGAACUGAGGCGCAGUGGGUGAUCUUAUUGGACAAGGUCAUUGCCCUGGAAGACGCAUCUCGCUUCUUCAGCAACCACGCCAGGCCAAAUUCGUGGUGGCCCCCUAGUCAGCGUAAUCAAAAGAUAAAUCACAUUUAUAAAGCAAAACUGAAUUUUGUUUGCAUAGAUUGGUACUGGAGAGGGAAGGAGUACUUCCUGAAGGCAGCUGCGGUGUGCGCAGGAACCCUGUCGGCAGCCAUCAUUUGGUCCGAAGUGACCUUCUUCGUAAAAGACCCUGUGCUUUCCAUUUUUGCUAGAAUAGUCAACCUGGCCAAAUCCAACUACGAUUACUUCACUAUAGAGUUGAUUUCAACUUUGGUCAUCGCCUACUUGUGCUAUUGUGCGUACUCGACUGUUUUCAAAGUGCGCGUCCUCAACUUUUACUACCUUGCUGGUCACCAUGGCACCGACGAGUAUAGUCUCAUUUUCUCUGGAAUGAUGUUGUGUCGACUGACGCCGCCUAUGUGCUUGAACUUUCUGGGUCUGAUCCACAUGGACAGCCACGUGAUCAAAACCCGCAUUCUCGAAACGCACUACACGCAGGUGAUGGGCCACAUGGACGUAAUAGGCAUUGUGUCCGACGGCUUCAACAUCUAUUUCCCCACCGUGCUACUCCUUUUGUGCGCCGCAACCUACUUCAGUCUUGGCUCGCGGCUCCUCUCAGCACUCGGCUUCCACCAGUUCAUUGGAGGCGAAGACGAAAUGACCGCAGAUCUGAUUGACGAAGGCAGGGAUUUGGUUAAAAGAGAAAAGAGAAGAAGGCAGCGCACCGAAGAAACCUCGGCUAGGAGACGAGACUUCCACGAACGGUUCGGAACUUCUCUUGGAAUCCGACGGAUGAGGAAUGACGACAGAGAAGUUGAUCCUUCCGAGGAGACACCAGAAGUGAGCACCAUGGGCAUGCUCUUGUGUUGCAGUUCGACGGAGCGAAGAGCUGGAGAGCCAGGAGUCUGCCCGGGCUGUGUUGCUGCGAGACGUGGAGCCGCUGGACUACAGCUCGGCAGAGUUGCAUCCGGAGGACGAGACCCUGCGCCUGCCGGAGAGGACGCGCUUCAACCAGUUGCCCAGGGGGCUGUUUGACGACGUUUAACGACAAAUCUGAACUCUAGGCUAAAAAUACUUAACGAGCAAAUUCUGCGUAACAAAUCAGUCAGAAGACAUCAGGACAAGCCCUGAAACGCCAAUUAUUAGUAUGGUAGCUUGCAAACAGAUGUCUUGUUUUUCGUUUUCAAUUAGUUUGUAAAGCAAAAUGAUUUAUUGUGAUUACUGAGUGUUAUUAGCACAGAAUUAGGAGCAGAACUGCUCUCUUUGUAAGAGACAAAGGUCUUAUCUCUAGAGCAAUUAAUUCUUCUCAUUGUUCGGUACCUGUUUUGUUGGCAUUCCAGUGCAAUUUAGACAUUUUACAUUUCUUGUUGUAACUAACUAGCUAAUCUUGAAUAAUUUUUGUAUUGUUUGCUCUUGCAUUAAAGCAGCAAACUCUUGAGCCAAUGAGGAGUAUUUCAUUGUCAGGAGAGUUUAAUGGAAAAAAACAAGGUAAUUUUUAUUUGACAUUAUUAUUUUUUAUCAAUCAUGUUUACAGUAUAAUAUCUUAAUGUAGUCGCUGAAAAUUUCAUGUUUUUUUUUACAAUUUUCUGGUUGUCCUU